Messenger RNA from Elaeis guineensis (African oil palm), 919 nucleotides. RefSeq lists its product as uncharacterized. The record is from RefSeq and is a predicted model, not a curated record. Lineage: Eukaryota; Viridiplantae; Streptophyta; Magnoliopsida; Arecales; Arecaceae.
AAACGCUCAGGUCCAAGAGGGCUUGCGUGAAAAAUAUAGAAAGAGGGCUUGAACGAGAGGAGGAAGAAAGAGAGAGCGGGCUUGUCCGAGAGAAAGAGGGGGGCAAGGGCUUGUCUUGGCUCCCAUGGACGGCUUCAGAUCGAAGUCCGUCAACGACGGAAAGAUGCAGCUUGAGGUCUACGGCGGCCGGCCGCCACAUCCCCCUUCCGGCAUCUACGAUUUCAGGAGUUACAGCAUGUCCUAUGCCUCCUCCGCCCAGUCCGGGGGCGGCUACGGUGGAAACGGCUCCAGGGAGGUCAAGUUCGACAAGGGGAAGGGGGCCUCCGGAUCUUCAAAGAAGGGGUGGGUCUUCAGCGACCCGGAGUUCCAGCGGAAGAAGCGUGUGGCCAGCUACAAGGUCUACGCCGUCGAGGGGAGGGUGAAGGGUUCCCUUAGAAGGAGCUUCAGGUGGCUCAAGGAUAGAUACACCAAAGUGGUCAAUGGCUGGUGGUGAUCCCUUCUUCUUGGAAUAAGUCGACAUUAUCUUAGUUGCAGUUUGAGGUUUCAUCGCAGGAAGGUUUUCUGCCUCAAGUCUGUUGCUCGUAACUUCUAUUUUGGGAGGGCAAAAUGUCAGAAUAACUUAAACAGCAUACUUUGUAGUCCCAUUUGAUAUAUUUAUUUUUAGUCUGAUGUUGUAUGGGCCAUUCAAGAAGCGUCUCGUGAUGCAUCUGUAUAACGAUCAGUCCAAGUUCAAGUUCUAUGCAUUUGCUUUGGUUAAUCUGUGAAGUGCUACAUUAUCUAUGAAUUUAGUGAUAAGGGGUAAUUCAUAUGUGAGCUUAUAUUUGGUUUGACUGGUUGGUCUAUAGCUGAGUGAACUGUAAUACUUGACAAACUUUGUAUUUCAAAACUGGUGAGUAUUAGAUUUGGUUGUGGAGCCUAA